ACCAGAGCACAGAGCAAAAGGUAUAGCAGUAGCACCGCGGAGGUGCCUCAGCCAUAGACUUGCUUCAUGGCCGUCGUAGCCCCUCCCUCUCUUGCCCUUCCCCAACCCCAAAACCCCACCCCGAAGCCUCGCCGCCGGCCGCCGCGAGACGUCGCCUCAUGGACGUCCGCCAUCGCGCGCAAGGCGCGGCAGGGCGACCUCCCCGCGGCGGCCGCAGAGCUCUCCGCCAUGCUCUCCUCCCCCGCAGCGCCGGCCCCCAACGACGUCACCCUUCUCACCGUCCUCUCCGCUUGCGCCGGCUCGUCGUCCUCACCACUCGCCCGCCGCCUCGCGCUCUCCAUCCACGCCCGCGCGCUCAAGCUCUUCCCCUCGCACCUCCUCCUUUCCACCUGCCUCGCGCGCUUUUACCUCACGUCUCGCCUGCCUCACCUCGCCCUCCAGCUGUUCGACUCCAUGCCCGUCAGGUCGGCGGUCACCUACAACACAGUGAUCUCCGGCCUCAUGCGCAACGGCCUCGUCGACGAAGCGUUCGAGGUGUUCGACGGAAUGCCUGCCCCGGAUAAGGUCUCCUGGACGGCGCUCAUCGACGGGUGCGUAAAGAACGGGCGCCACGACGAGGCCAUCGAGUGCUUCCGCGCCAUGCUGCUGGAUGGCGUCGCGCCGGACUACGUCACGCUGAUAGCCAUCAUCGCCGCGUGCGCCCAGGUCGGCGCGCUCGGGCUCGGGAUGUGGGUGCACCGGCUCGCGGUCCGGCGGGGGCUGCAGCGCAACUUCAGGGUCGCCAACUCACUGAUCGACAUGUACGCGCGGUGCGGGCAGGUGGCGCUCGCGCGGCAGGUGUUCGGCGGCAUGAGGAAGCGGACGGUGGUCUCCUGGAACUCGAUGAUCGUCGGGUUCGCCGCCAACGGCCGGUGCGCCGACGCGGUCGAGCAUUUCGAGGCGAUGCGGAGGGAGGGGUUCAAGCCGGACGCGGUGACGUUCACCGGCGUUCUCACGGCGUGCAGCCACGGGGGCCUCACCGAGCAGGGGCUGAGGUACUACGACCUCAUGAGGGCAGAGUACGGCAUCGCCGCGAGGAUGGAGCACUACGGCUGCGUGGUCGACCUGCUCGGCCGGUCGGGGCGCCUCGAGGAGGCGAUGCGGGUGGUGACCUCCAUGCCAAUGCGGCCGAACGAGGUUGUGCUCGGCGCCCUCCUCGCCGGCUGCCGGAUGCACGGUGACGUCGUCAUGGCCGAGCGGCUGAUGCAGCACCUGCUCGAGCUGGACCCCGGCGGCGACGCCAACUACGUGCUGCUGUCGAACAUCUACGCCGCCGUCGGCAAGUGGGACGGCGCCGGGAAGGUCCGGAACCUGAUGAAGGCGCGGGGGCUGAGGAAGAGGCCGGGUUACAGCGCCGUGGAGGUCGACGGCGGCGUGCACGAGUUUGUCUCCGGCGAUCGGUCGCAUCCACAGGCUGAGGAGAUAUCUCACAUGCUCGCGUUGCUCAUUCAUGAGAUGGCAGGGCAUGAUUAUGAUCAUAUCGAUUUGUUGAAUAUGGAAUGAACUCAGGAGCUUGGAGUUGGAGAAUGCAGAAAGACUGACAUUUUGAAGUC
Oryza brachyantha (malo sina) is the source of this 1592-nucleotide messenger RNA. RefSeq names its product pentatricopeptide repeat-containing protein At1g05750, chloroplastic. Gene Ontology annotation, biological process: RNA modification. The record is from RefSeq and is a predicted model, not a curated record. Lineage: Eukaryota; Viridiplantae; Streptophyta; Magnoliopsida; Poales; Poaceae. The coding region runs from base 67 to 1542 and encodes 491 amino acids. The transcript has a single exon. Gene Ontology annotation, molecular function: protein binding; RNA binding.